UGAAAAUAACUUCUGGGAUUACAUUAGCCAAUAAGAACCUCUGAAUAUACUCUUUGUACUGCAUAAUGAGAUGGGAACACUGGUGCCUCUCCCAUCUCACAUAGCUUUCACUUCUGGUGAGCUUCUCUCCCAGGCUACAUUUCCUACUUGGAUCCUAUUAACUAACUGCCAUAGCCUUUUCAGACCCUGCAUCAAAAAUGCAAGCUCAGCCACCUACGGUAAUUAUGACUCAACCUGUGACUGUCCCUGUGGCCCAGACCUCAAACUGGCAGACAGGCAUUUGUGAUUGCUUCAGUGACUGCGGAGUCUGUAUAUGUGGCACAUUUUGCUUCAUAUGCCUUGCAUGUCAAGUUGCAAGUGACAUGAAUGAAUGCUGCCUGUGUGGAGCAAGCGUCGCAAUGAGGACCCUCUACCGGACCCGAUAUGGCAUCCCUGGAUCCAUCUGUCACGACUAUUUGGCAGCCACAUGCUGUUCUCAGUGUUCUCUUUGCCAGCUCAAGAGAGACAUCAACCGAAGGAGAGCCAUGAAUGCUUUCUAAACAGCUAAUGGCAGAAAACUCUUACUGAAGCAACUAAAAUCAGCAGACACCUCUUCAGCUUGAGCACUUCUCCAGCUUUUGCAACUGAAAUUUGAUGAACAAGUUUCAUCACAACUGAUGGGAGAAAAAUCACAUUUUUUACUUGUCUUAAAUGAAUGCUGCCCCUUAUUUGUGCUAAAUGGUCCACCUUAGUUUUCUCUCACUUUCAUGCUAUCCAAUUUUCUGGCUUAUAAAUUUUGAAGAUUGCGUUUGAAAUAUAAACCAAAUAAAAGAUUUUCUAACAAGAUUCUUCAUACUUCCUUACUCUCAUUAAAAUCGCCUUGUGUCAUUAGCUGACUUUAAGGCUCAGUCUCAAAAUCUCAUAAUUUGAUUUCGCAGCU
Messenger RNA from Loxodonta africana (African savanna elephant), 919 nucleotides. Its product is annotated as placenta-specific gene 8 protein-like. The record is from RefSeq and is a predicted model, not a curated record. The transcript is spliced from 5 exons. NCBI's taxonomy places the organism in Eukaryota, Metazoa, Chordata, Mammalia, Proboscidea, Elephantidae. Gene Ontology annotation, biological process: positive regulation of transcription by RNA polymerase II. Bases 198 to 539 code for a protein of 113 amino acids.